AUGGAAAAAGCGAAUAAUCAAGCCAAAAAGCCGGAUGACGUGGAGCUCAAAAUGCUGUACUUUGUGAAAAGCAGCAGGAACGAAAUGUUGAACAGGGACAUAACAGUGGAUGUACUGACAUAUCUUGUGGGAUAUAAUCUGUUCAAAAAACCUAAAAGCAAAAAAGGAGGAAAGAAUUCGCUUUUACUGAAAAUUAUCGUUAUUGGUGCGAUAGUCGCGUGUCUGGUGGCUUUUUCGUUGAGGUUCAUAGCAAAGAAGAAAAUGCAGGACGCGUACAAAACCAUCAACGAUCCAACCGUUUUUAGCGCAACCAAUUACUUCGGGAAAGAGAGCAUAAUGGAAACGCUGGUCGGUCGAAUAACACGUAUUGUGAAUUUGAUAGACAAGAAAAACAAAAAGCUGCUGAAUAGCAAGAUAACCGCUGCAAAGAAAAACAUUCUGUUCUACGGCGAGCCAGGAACAGGAAAAACACUGCUGGUUAAGAAGCUAGCCUUUCUUCUAGACCAAAAUUUGAAAUUACUGAAGCUAAAAAAGAGCAGAAUAAACAUCAAUAAAAUGAAAAAAUCAGAUUUAUUGGCAAAACUAAAGAAAAUGGAUCCUUGUGUGAGGUUGAUUGCUGUACAGCCUUCCUCUCUGAACGACAGGUACGUUGGUGGAACGGAAAAAAAUAUACAGAAAUUGUGGGAUUUUGCGAUCAAAAACAAGAAACACGACGUCACGAUUGUCUUCAUGGAUGAGAUCGACUCGUUCUUUAGUAAAAGAAAAGAGGAAAACUCUGAACACAGCAGUAACGUAAAAUCAGAGUUUCUGUGUAUCCUGGACGGCAUGCGCUCAAAGUUAUCAGAUCGACUUAUCUUUAUUGGUGCGACAAAUUUACCAAAAACUCUCGAUGAGGCCUUUCUUCGCAGGUUUCACACGAAAAUACUGUUCAAUAAGCCAUCUCCUGAUGAGAUACAGCUCUUGAUAGAAAGCUUUUUAACAUAUAAUGAAUGCAGGCUGAGUGAUACUGAGAUACACGAGCUUGUUAACGCAUGUAACGGGCUGACACAAAGUCAAAUAGCUAGAGUAUUUUCCGAUGCUGCCGAUUAUUCUGACGCUUUAACUUACAGCGCAGACUUUGACGAUAUUAUGAUCCUGCUAAAUAAUGUUAAGGGAGCCGGUAAUAAUGUGGAAGCGGAACUGGCAGAAGUGAAUGUGGAGCUGAGAGGAACCGAAGAUGACUUUGUUUUGUACAACAAUCUUAUAUCGUAGUACCGGAAGCAGUGACCAGGUUAAACUAUAAAUAAAUAUUAUUGCUCGA
Vavraia culicis subsp. floridensis is the source of this 1300-nucleotide messenger RNA. RefSeq lists its product as uncharacterized. The transcript has a single exon. The coding region runs from base 1 to 1251 and encodes 416 amino acids. Gene Ontology annotation, molecular function: ATP binding; ATP hydrolysis activity. The record is from RefSeq and is a predicted model, not a curated record. Lineage: Eukaryota; Fungi; Microsporidia; Pleistophoridae.